GAUGGGAUGCCAGUAAUGGGAGGUGGUGAUAUUAUGGAGAUGAGUCCUGAAAUACAAUGGGUAUUUGAUAUGGCUUGGUAUGGUGAAGCUAAAAGAGAGGAUGGGUCUAUGUGUGAGGAGCAUCCUCCUAAGCUGACUUCAGAUGGUAUUUGGGAGAGACUUAUUUUGAAAAGUGUAGGUCUUAAUAUUUGGCAAUACCGUCUUCCGAAUCUCGAGAUUGUCAUCUUGAUCGUCUUCUUCUUUUGGCAAGCUUUUAAUAUCAUGUUCAAGAAAUUGGGUCUUUCUGUUCCCAAGUUCUCCUCUAUGAUGCUUGCGGGAAUACUCUUGAAUGUUAUACUUACUUUAUCGGGUAAUAACUCGAUCAUCGGGGAGAUCUUGGUCCCGAAAAACAGAAUCGACAUUCCAGGAUGCCUUGGAUCAUUUGGAUUCAUGAUUUUUUGGUUCCUUAAAGGUGUGAAAAUGGACGUCAAGAGAAUCUUUAAGGCUGAGUCAAAAGCAAGAGUCACUGGAAUUGCAACGGUUAGUUUCCCUAUAAUUGUUGGCUACAUGCUUUACAAGUUCAAAUCUGUUGAAAAUAGACCGCUCUCUUCCCAACAUUAUGACACAUUGCUACUAAUGGAAAGCCUCACAUCCUUCUCCGGGAUUGCAAGGCUAUUGCGCGACCUUGGCAUGAACCAUUCAUCUAUCGGUCGGGUUGCUUUGUCCUCAGCCUUGGUCUCUGAUCUGGUUGGACUAGUUCUCAUGAUGACGAGCGCGUUUUUUGCUUCAUACUCACUCAUUGGUGGAAUGCUUAUGCUGAUAGAGAUAUCAUUCUCUCUCGUCAUUCUUUUUGCCUUUGUGAGGCCUUUACUAUUCAAAGUAAUCAAGCAGAAACGAGAAGGGAGACCGAUAGAAGACAAAUACAUCUACGGGAUUCUCGUCGUCUUGUGCUUAUCUUGUAUGUAUUGGAAAUUAAUUGAUCAGAAUCCUGCACUUGGAGCCUUCUUUCUUGGUCUCGCCAUUCCUAAUGGACCUCCUAUUGGAUCCGCAUUGGUCGAACGCCUAGAGAGCUUUAACUUUGGUAUCAUAUUACCUCUCUUCUUAUCAGCCACUAUGCUUAGAACUGAUAUCGCAUCUUGGAAAGACGCUUUGACAUUCUAUAGCAACGACGAAAAGAAAUUCGCGGUUGCGUCCCUCGUCUUGCUCAUCUUCUUGUUGAAGCUCUCUGUCUCAGUGAUUGUACCUUACAUCUAUAAAAUGCCGUUGCGAGACUCUGUCGUCCUUUCCCUUAUCAUGGCUCAUAAGGGUGUUAUUGAACUCAACUUCUACUUUUACGCUCACAGCCUUAAAUUAUUAUCAAAAGAUAUAUUCUCAAUCCUAGUCUUGUGCAUUGUCAUCAACUCUCUAGUCUUACCAGUGGUGGUCGGGUUUCUCUACGACCCAUCUAAGCAAUUCAUGUGUUACCAAAAGAGAAAUUUAGCGAGUAUGAAGAACAGUGGAGAGCUAAAGACUCUUGUCUGUAUCCAUAGACCAGACCACAUAUCUUCCAUGAUCAACCUUCUAGAAGCUUCUUACCAAUCAGAAGAGAGCCCUCUUACUUGCUACGUGCUCCACCUAGUCGAGUUACAAGGUCAAGAUGUUCCCACUUUGAUCUCACACAAAGUUCAGAAACUUGGAGUCGGGACAGGGAAAAAAUAUUCCGAAAACGUUAUCCUCUCUUUCGAACAUUUCCAUCGAUAUGUCUCUAGUUCCAUUUCAAUAGACACAUUUACUUGCAUCGCAAACUCCAACCAUAUGCAAGAUGAUAUUUGUUGGCUAGCUCUUGAUAAAGCUGUCUCGCUUAUCAUUCUUCCUUUCCACCGUACUUGGUCACUCGACCGAACAUCUAUAGUGUCCGAUGUUGAGAUGAUCCGGUUUCUCAAUUUCAAUGUCUUGAAACAAGCUCCUUGUUCUGUCGGUAUCCUUGUCGAACGCCAUCUCGUUAGCAAAAAGCAAGACGAGGAGCAAAACCUUAAGGUGUGUGUGAUAUUCGUGGGAGGAAAAGAUGAUAGGGAAGCGCUAGCCUUUGCGAAGCGAAUGGCCCGUCAAGAGAACGUGACAUUAACAGUUCUACGCCUCUUGGCAUCGGGAAAGAGCAGAGAGGCGACAGGUUGGGAUCAAAUGCUUGACACGGUGGAACUAAGAGAGUUGAUGAAAAGAAACGAUUCAAGAAUGGAAAUAGAAGAAAGCUCAACGAUUUAUUUGGAACAAGAGAUCUUGGAUGGAGCGGAUACGUCAAUGCUUCUACGUUCCAUGGCUUUCGAUUACGAUCUUUUCGUAGUGGGAAAAACAUGCGGUGAGAAACACGAGGCGAUCAGCGGUAUAGAGGAUUGGUGUGAGUUUGAGGAGCUUGGAGUUCUUGGCGAUUUCUUGGCCUCGCCGGAUUUCCCGAGCAAAACUUCGGUGUUAGUAGUGCAACAACAACGAGCAGUAGUCAAUGAUGAUUAGAAGAGGGGAAGCACACUAUA
This is a messenger RNA of Capsella rubella, 2486 nucleotides long. Its product is annotated as cation/H(+) antiporter 8. The record is from RefSeq and is a predicted model, not a curated record. The transcript is spliced from 4 exons. The coding region runs from base 7 to 2466 and encodes 819 amino acids. Gene Ontology annotation, cellular component: membrane; endomembrane system. Gene Ontology annotation, molecular function: antiporter activity. Gene Ontology annotation, biological process: proton transmembrane transport; regulation of pH. Lineage: Eukaryota; Viridiplantae; Streptophyta; Magnoliopsida; Brassicales; Brassicaceae.